Necator americanus (New World hookworm) is the source of this 780-nucleotide messenger RNA. RefSeq lists its product as uncharacterized. Lineage: Eukaryota; Metazoa; Nematoda; Chromadorea; Rhabditida; Ancylostomatidae. The transcript has 8 exons. The record is from RefSeq and is a predicted model, not a curated record. Gene Ontology annotation, biological process: muscle contraction. Gene Ontology annotation, cellular component: troponin complex. The coding region runs from base 1 to 780 and encodes 259 amino acids.
AUGAACAACAUCGACGACGAAUAUGAUCGUGAAGCCGAUUUUUCUCCAACACUCUCGCAUAUCAGAUCCAUUUCGAGCUUAGAACGUUUCAUUCGUUCACUUCGAGUUUGUUCGAGUUAUUCGAACUCAGAGUCUGAGAUUAAUAACAUGUCGUGGGAAUCAGGGGAUUUUCUCCGCUAUGGCGGACCGCAAAUCGCCGAGAGCGAUAUUGACGAAGAAGAGGCAAAGAAAUUGGCAGAACGCAAUCGCAAGAAAGAGGAAGUGCGUAAACGACUUGAGGAAGCCUCAAGGGCCAAAAAGGCCAAAAAAGGUUUUCUCACACCUGAAAGGAAGAAGAAGCUCAGAAAACUUCUUAUGAUGAAAGCAGCUGAAGAUCUGAAACAGCAGCAGAUGCUGAAGGAGCAGGAAAGGCAGCGUAUUCUCCAGGAGAGAAUAAUUCCUCUGCCAGACCUCGAUGAAAGCGAUGACCUCGAGGGUGUUUACAAUCAGAUGCGCACACGUCUGAUUGAUUUGGAAAGCGAAAACUAUGACAUCUCUUACACCGUUCGACAGAAAGACUUCGAAAUCAACGAGUUAACGAUUGCCGUGAAUGAUCUUCGCGGAAAAUUUGUCAAGCCAACACUAAAGAAAGUGUCCAAGACGGAGGGUAAAUUCGAUAAACUAAAGAAGAAAGAAGCGGCGAAGGUGGAUUUCCGUUCCAAUCUGAAAACCGUCGACAAGAACCAGUUUGCAAUGGAGGGGGAAGCCAAGGAGAAGGCGAAGGCGGAUUGGGCCAAAUAA